Suricata suricatta (meerkat) is the source of this 417-nucleotide messenger RNA. Its product is annotated as keratin-associated protein 2-4-like. Bases 1 to 417 code for a protein of 138 amino acids. Lineage: Eukaryota; Metazoa; Chordata; Mammalia; Carnivora; Herpestidae. The transcript has 2 exons. Gene Ontology annotation, cellular component: keratin filament. The record is from RefSeq and is a predicted model, not a curated record.
AUGUGCGGCUCCUGCUGUGGCUCCACCUGCUCCUCCCCAGGCUGCGGGACAGGCUGCUGCCAGCCCUCCUGCUGCCAGCCCUGCUGCUGCCGCGACCCCUGCUGCUGCCGCCCCGUCAGCUGCCAGACCACCGUGUGCCGCCCCGUGACCUGCACGAGCCGCUGCACGCGCCCCAUCUGCCAGCCCUGCCGCCGCCCCCCCUGCCGCCGCCCCGUGUGCUGUGACCCCUGCUCCCUGCAGGAGGGCUGCUGCCGCCCCAUCAGCUGCUGCCCCACGUCCUGCACGGCCGUGGUCUGCCGCCCCUGCUGCUGGGCCUCCACCUGCUGCCAGCCCAUCUCUGUGCAGUCGCCCUGCUGCCGCCCUCCCUGCUGCCAGCCUGCCCCCUGCCGCACCACCUGCAGGACCUCCUGCUGCUGA